AGUGCCGCCCCGCUGCAGGGACGCCCGGGCCGCGCCAGUGCUCCGGCGGGUCGGGCCAUGGAGGCGGAGCCGCCGCUCUACCCGGUGGCGGGCGGCGCGGGGGCGCAGGGCGAUGAGGACAGGCUCGGGGUCCCCGAUGGGCCCGCGGCCCCGCUGGACGAGCUGGUGGGCGCCUACCCCAACUACAACGAGGAGGAGGAGGAGCGGCGCUACUACCGCCGCAAGCGCCUGGGCGUCCUCACCAACGUGCUGGCCGCCAGCACGGGCGGCACGCUCACCUACGGCGUCUACCUGGGCCUCCUGCAGAUGCAGCUGAUUCUGCACUAUGAUGAGACCUACCGCGAGGUGAAGUACGGAAACAUGGGGCUGCCUGACAUCGACAGCAAGAUGCUGAUAGGCAUCAACGUGACCCCUAUCGCGGCCCUACUCUACACACCUGUGCUCAUCAGGUUCUUUGGCACCAAGUGGAUGAUGUUCCUGGCUGUGGGCAUCUACGCCCUCUUUGUCUCCACCAACUACUGGGAGCGCUACUACACGCUCGUGCCCUCCGCUGUGGCCCUGGGCAUGGCCAUCGUGCCUCUUUGGGCCUCCAUGGGCAACUACAUCACCAGGAUGGCCCAGAAGUACUACGAGUACUCCCACUAUAAGGAGCGGGAUGAGCAGGGUCCUCAGCAGCGGCCGCCAAGGGGCUCUCAUGCGCCCUAUCUCCUGGUCUUCCAAGCCAUCUUCUAUAGCUUCUUCCACCUGAGCUUUGCCUGCGCCCAGCUGCCCAUGAUCUACUUCCUGAACCACUACCUGUAUGACCUGAACCACACGCUGUUCAACGUGCACAGCUGCGGUACCAACAGCCAGGGCAUCCUCAGCGGCUUCAACAAGACGGUCCUGCGGACGCUACCGCGGAGCCGAAACCUCAUUGUGGUGGAAAGCGUGCUCAUGGCGAUGGCCUUCCUGGCCAUGCUGCUGGUGCUGGGCCUGUGUGGCGCCGCGUACCGGCCCACGGAGGAGAUCGACCUGCGCAGCGUGGGCUGGGGCAACAUCUUCCAGCUGCCCUUCAAGCACGUGCGCGACUUCCGCCUGCGCCACCUCGUGCCGUUCUUUAUCUACAGCGGCUUCGAGGUGCUCUUUGCCUGCACUGGGCUCGCCCUUGGCUAUGGCGUGUGCUCCGUGGGGCUGGAGCGCCUGGCGUACCUCCUCGUAGCCUACAGCCUGGGCGCCUCAGCCUCCUCUGUCCUGGGCCUGCUGGGGCUGUGGCUGCCGCGCUCGGUACCCCUGGUGGCGGGGGCCGGACUGCACCUGCUGCUCACUCUCAGCCUCUUCUUCUGGGCCCCCAAGCCUCGGGUCCUGCAACACACUUGGAUUCUCUAUGCAGCAGCUGCCCUGUGGGGUGUGGGCAGUGCCCUCAACAAGACCGGGCUCAGCACACUCCUGGGAAUCCUGUAUGAGGACAAAGAGAGACAAGACUUCAUCUUCACCAUCUACCAUUGGUGGCAGGCCGUGGCCAUCUUCACUGUGUACCUGGGCUCCAGCCUGCCCAUGAAGGCUAAGCUGUCGGUGCUGCUGGUGACGCUGGUGGCGGCCGCGGCCUCGUACCUGUGGAUGGAGCAGAAGCUGCGGCGGGGCGUGGUCCCGCGCCAGCCCCGCAUCCCGCGGCCCCAGCACAAGGUGCGCGGCUACCGCUACCUGGAGGAGGAGAACUCAGACGAGAGCGACGCGGAGAACGAGCGCGGCGGCGGCCGGGGGGACGGCGUGGAGGAGGAGGCGCCGCCCGCGGGGCCACGGCCCGGCCCCGAGCCGGCCGGCCUCAGCCGCCGGCCGUGCCCCUACGAACAGGCGCUGGGGGGCGACGGGCCGGAGGAGCUGUGAGCGCCCAGCUGCUCCCGGCCUCAGUUUCUCCGUGGCUCGGGUCGGGGACCCCUCCGACUCCUGCGCAAUCUUCAGGAGGGACCCUGUGCGCGUCCCCCGACAUCUCCCCAUGUUAGGGAGGGCCCUCCCGGAGCCCGGGGCCACCAGGAGCUUGGCUUCCGUCCCGCAGCCCCCUCCUAAGCGGGGUGGGGCCUGGAGACCCCUGGGCCAAGCCUAGGGUUCCAGCGACGGCACAGCCGACCUCUCCCCACCCCAGGGGGCGCUCCCUACGACGACGCUUUCCCCGGGCCCCCCGCCCCCCGCACGUGCCGCGGCCGCGAGCAGGGCCGGGGUCCUCCUGCCGCACCCCUCCCCCGAGUCCCGCCCCGGCUCGGCCACAGCCCUGGCCGAACAGGUCGCGCGCUUUGCACAUCCGAUCCCUAUGGUCUGCCACGAAGCGCGACUUUUUAUGGAAAAUGAGCAAUAAAGAGAUUUUGUAUUUUCCUGCC
Molecule: messenger RNA, 2351 nt
Organism: Equus caballus (horse)
Lineage: Eukaryota; Metazoa; Chordata; Mammalia; Perissodactyla; Equidae
Gene: UNC93B1
Product: unc-93 homolog B1, TLR signaling regulator
Biological process (GO): toll-like receptor signaling pathway; toll-like receptor 9 signaling pathway; toll-like receptor 7 signaling pathway
Cellular component (GO): endosome; lysosome
Molecular function (GO): Toll-like receptor binding
Source: RefSeq, a predicted model, not a curated record